This is a messenger RNA of Aegilops tauschii subsp. strangulata, 2005 nucleotides long. Lineage: Eukaryota; Viridiplantae; Streptophyta; Magnoliopsida; Poales; Poaceae. The record is from RefSeq and is a predicted model, not a curated record.
AGUUGCAAUCACGCAUGGGUUGGAGUGGUUGCAACUACAAAAAAAACUCCCCCGACCCGGGGUUGCAUGGUAAAAAUUAAUGUCUAUACAACGACCUCAACAACUGCGAGAGGAGGAAGCAUAGUCCAGUUCUAGCAGGAAAAAAGGAUUCACACUUUUACUAUCAAAACCCUUAGCGCGUGAAGGAUAAAGGCAGAGGGAAUCGUUGCAGCGGCACGAAACAAAACAAAAAAUCUGUGUUGGAAAAAACCAUACUCUACACAUUCAUCUUCAUCCAAGAAAAACACACAAAAAGCCUGUUUUGGAAAACAUGGCUUCUAUCCACGCCCAUUUCCAACUACUCUACUCCACGCCCAUUUCUCCUACUUGAGUGAACCAACAAAAAAAAUGCGUGCUACGCUCUAAAUCCAUAUAUACAGCCGUCCACAUCUCUGACUUUAAGCUGUCAAAAAUCAUAUAGCGUUCCUACGAAUCUGGCCAGAAAAAAACAUCUCUAAAAGAAAACCCUAGAACACGAAUCUUUACAAACAACAAAAGAAAAGAUAGAGGACGCACAAAACAGGCGGAUUCUUACUUCGAAAAUGCCGCCAGUGCCUGUCUCCCGAGUCUCAGCCGCCACCAAGAAGAAACGAAGGGACUGAAAAAGAGGGGCGAUGAGACACGGGCUUCGUAUAUCCUAUGCGUACUUGGGCUUCUCUGUCGAAAACUUACCGGGCUGGAAUGCAAGUGGGCUUCGUCAGCAAAAAAAAGGAAAACAAGCGUGUGACAAAGAAAAACAAAACAGACCGCGAGCGGGACAACAGAUGGGCUCCCGUCGCUACGAAGCUCUCCACCUGGACGGAGACACGAAUCGUGGCGCGGCUUAAUCAGACGGUCAGAAAAGUGAAUGAGACCAUUUUGUUUCUCAGCUGAAUGAGUUUUAGCAAAACCGAUAUUAUAUACUAGUACUAAUUAACACAGCCUUCAUCGGAAUACAAUCACCUCAUCUCCCUGCUCGGUACCCAAGGCGCGGCACAUUCAGAUUUUUGAGGGGUUGGAACAUUACUCCCUCUUGGCUGGGGAUCACAAGCGUCCACAAACACUUGUUUAUAAGUUCAACCUAGUGCCACAGUUUCUACUCCAUAUGCAAACAUGGUCGACUCCAGCUUCACCGAGUUCAAAGUUCAAACUCGACUACCCAGAAAUAAAAAACCAUGGCCUCAUCAACCCCCUCUCCAAAAGCAUCUCCGCGGAGGGAACGAGAUCCUCUAAUCACUAUAGCUGGAAGAUCGAAUGCUACUACUGGGAAGACGACGAAGACGUUGUCCUGGACCUCUCCCUCCACCUGGACAGCCAAUUCAACAGGUUCAAUGGCUUCUGCGAGGGCUUCCUGCGAAAUCGCCUGGAGUCGCGCUAUGUCAAGAACGGCGUGAUCACGCUCAUAUGUGGUGUCAUGGCUCUGCCCGGGAACUCCAUACCCGUGCCGGCCACGAACAUCGGCGACCAUCUCGGAAGCCUGCUGGAAUGCCCCGACGGCUCAGACGUCUCCUUCGUGGUCGGCGGCGAGACGUUCCGCGCCCACCGGGCCGUGCUCGCCGCCCGAUCGUCGGCGUUCAGAGCAGAGCUCUUCGGUUCCUUAGCGGAGGCCAAGAUGCAGUACAUCACAUUGCAUGGCAUCGAGCCAUCAACGUUCAAAGCUAUGCUUCGGUUCAUGUACACGGACAGAUUGUCCGUGUUGUUCGACCCCGAAAGCUUUUCCCCAACGGCACAACAGCUUCGGCGUGUGCUUGCAGCAGCGGACAGGUACGACCUCGGCAGAUUAAAGCUCAUGUGUGCUCAGGAGCUAUGGAACAUGGUAUCGGUGGAGACAGUCGCGACGACAUUAGGUUAUGCUGACAUGCACAACUGUCCGGAGCUCAAGAACAGGUGCCUCGACUUCUUCAUGGUGGGGGAGAACUUCACGAGAAUUGUGGUAACCGAGGGGUACCUGUGGCUCAUGCAACGCUUCCCGUCGGUUAUCGAUUAG